Molecule: messenger RNA, 447 nt
Organism: Eimeria mitis
Lineage: Eukaryota; Apicomplexa; Conoidasida; Eucoccidiorida; Eimeriidae
Product: mitochondria-associated granulocyte macrophage CSF signaling molecule, putative
Exons: 2
Coding region: 1-447 (148 amino acids)
Biological process (GO): protein import into mitochondrial matrix
Cellular component (GO): TIM23 mitochondrial import inner membrane translocase complex
Source: RefSeq, a predicted model, not a curated record
AUGGCGAUUGGCCCCUUAGGACGAAUUGUUGUGCAGUUCGUCGCAGUCGCGGGGGCCUCUCUAGGCCGAGCGGUGCUGCAGGCUUACAAGGAUGCAGCGCGCCAGGGUGCUGCUGCAGCAGCGGGGAGCGGGGGCGGCGGCCGUUCUGGUGCUGCUGCUGCGUUGACGCUGCGGCCCCGGAUGACGGUAGAUGAAGCCAGAAGAAUUUUGGGUGUCAGUGGCAGCAGCACGAGCCGCGAAGAUAUCAUAAAGCGUUUCGAGCGGCUGCAUCAGCUCAACGCCCCAGCUGAGGGCUUCGCUGGCUCCCCCUAUCUACAGAAGCGGGUCUCAGUUGCUAGGACUAUACUGCUGGAGGAGUGUGCGAAGCAAGCGAAUGCAGCAGCAGCAGCAGCUGCUGCUGCUGCUGCUGCUGCUGACGCGAAAAAAGGAGAUGCAAAAAAGAAAUAA